Messenger RNA from Vitrella brassicaformis, 2242 nucleotides. The record is from the annotation of a GenBank genome assembly. Lineage: Eukaryota; Vitrellaceae.
CCAUAUUCGGCUUGACCGACAAGCAAACACAGGCAAGUAUCAGCCUUGAAAACUACACACUACAAAUGACGACACAACUAAUCUACACCUGCAUGCCUGAAGCACUCGAACGGACAAGUGAGCAUGUACGGUUAAGCGCCACGCCAAGUAAGGCAUCAACAUCGUCCCGAGAUGGCAGAAUCCACGCAUGGCCAUCCUCCUGCCUCCUCACAAAUGCCUUCUCUCCCCGCCCCCCACCCCCUCGCAGCCACACUGACUUGAUCUCCAUCGACCGCAUAUCGGGAUCGCUGAAGAGGUCGGCCGCGCCCGGCAGCGGGUUGCCGACUAGAGGCGGCCAUACCUCAGUUUCCAUCCACUGCUGCCGGCGAUCUUUAUAGUCGAUGAAGGGCUCGUCCUUUCCUGGCGGUAAGGCGUCGCCGCGGACACACUUGUAGCCCCACACAUCGCUCAGCUUGCCAUCGUUCUCCACCACGAAGACAAGAAAGUCAUAUUUGUCCUCGAAGGCUGCAUCAGGCUCAGGCUGAUAGAAGAAGACAGUUCGAGGAUCCCAUAUGGAUCCUUCAGAGGGAGAUUCGCUCCUAUCGACAAACGCCUUGACGACAUCUUCAGUGCUUCUCCACUCCGAGCUGAAGUACCCGCCAAAUUUGCAGCCCAUCUGCUGUUUGUCGUAUUUCACCGGUAUCACGAGAGAACGGGGAAGAACGUUGCCGACCUGCGGUGGGACCUCGUCAGCAUCGCGGGGGCCAUGGUGGGUCAGCCUCUCUAUUUCGCCUUGCAGCAAUCGUAGGAGCACCGCCGCUGCACACGGUCCGACCCACUGGCGUCCCUCCUCAGCAUGAUUGAGCAUCCGCAGGCUGCUGGCAACAGCAUUCAGCCCCUCACAAAACGACUCGCCAGCUUCCUCCUUCAAAGCGUCCCAUUGCGCCAGCCUCGUGCACAUACCGGCCAGAUAGCAAGGAGGCACUAAGUAUGUUCUCUGCCGCGUCAGUCGUCCUGGCCGUUUAUAUGAGGUCCUUUCUUCGUCAAACACAUUCAAGAGUGCCGUCCAGUUGCCGAUGUCAGGAACUGACCAGCCGAAGGUCGCUUCUCCUUCCAUAGCCGUAGCCAGAAAAUCGCAUAAUACCUCAAUCGCUCCAAAUAUAAUCGAUGGAUUGACACGAGAGACGUUGCCGACUUUGGCCUCCAGAGAGCCACCGUGCUGACGCAUUUCCCACACUAGUCCAGGAGAUCGCCCGGCCCAGCAAAUCGUUCCACGAGUCACAUUGCUGUCCAGAAGGUGCUCCAGAUCCUUUUCCUCGAUCAAAGGCAGCUCUGGCCGAAGCAGGUCACGCCACUUCCGGAACAUUGGAUCGAGGAAGGAAAGAAAAUCGCCGCUGACAGUGGUCGCAUUGUUGCGCUCAGUAAAGACGAAGUGCCGGUCACGACGAUUAAGGAAAUUGCACUUGAGGUAUUCACCCACUUCGCCCUCGGCUUUACAGCGCUCGCCGCCCUCCAGAGUCGCAAAGCGGUGAAGAUCGUCGAUAAGCAGCAGACACGAACGAUAGCCAAGCCACUCACGCGCGGUGCGUUUGCUGAUGGAUGCGUGCCUGAGCCACAUCGUAAAGUUCAGCUUGUCGACGUCCACAUUGGCUGCCCGUGCGACCCUUGCUCGCGCCUCGUCGGUCGCCGCCGCCCACGCCAGCCGCAGAUUGAGUGAGUCGAACAACGGCGUAGAGGCGCCUUCGGUGUCUAAGUGAUACUCGGUCUCGUCACCAAAAGAGAUGAAGAUGGCGGGGAUGCCCUCAUGCCGCAGCUUCUUGGACAGCUCUUUCAGCAUCCUGGUCUUGCCAGCCCCUUGGAAGCCGACAAAUGACAUUGGCAUCACUCGCGAGCUCGACGAGUCCAUCCUCCCGUACUCGCGCAGCAGCAGCGAAUAGGCCUUCUCGACAUAGUCGCUCCCAAUGAACACCUCAGGCUCUGUCGUCAAGUCCACUCGAGGGAGCGGCACGUCAGCAGUGGGCAACAGAUCAUCCACUGUCAGCUCCACGCGACCUGCAGACGAAAGUGACACACCAGACAAGAUGAAUCUGCUGCCUGGUCGUCAAUGGGGAGAUGAACGUGUCACGAACCGUCUGCUUCUUGUGGCCUUUUGUGUGCCUGCUGGUCUUGUGUCUCGAACUCCUGUGGCCUCUUCAUGGCUGUCACGGGAUGUGCUUCCGCGAUGAAUCAAACCGCGCGGCGAGAUGAAAAGCGAUGAACCUGC